AUGGCCCACUGUCCGCCUAAACUUGAUGUGUUUCCACAGAUACUUGUCGAAGGAAUAGGCUUACAUUUUGUUAAAGCCGCCAUCAUCAUUGGAUAUGAUUUCCACGACCAACUUAACAACGACGCUUUUAUGAUUCACGAAUUGAAGGUGACAAUCGAGAAACAGCUACGAGCGGAUUUUGAAGUGCUACGUUCGAAUGUGAAGGCAGUGACCGCGAGGACUGUUAGUAGGCAGUUCAAUCGAUAG
Cooperia oncophora is the source of this 246-nucleotide messenger RNA. The record is from the annotation of a GenBank genome assembly. Lineage: Eukaryota; Metazoa; Nematoda; Chromadorea; Rhabditida; Trichostrongylidae.